UUUCACACAUGUAGUAUUUAGUAGGUGUGAUGAUGGACAGAUGGAGUACUAAACAUUGUGUGGGCAGAAUGGCCAAAAAAGUAGAUUUUUAAGCAUGGGAGGAUACUUAAUUUUCUGACACCAAUGUGUGAGGAAAAAGUAUAACACAAAGUAGCUUUAUUUCAAUCAUUAAACCUUUUAUUUAGUCAGAAGUAGUGAUAAACUACUUAGGAGAUUCUAAUCCUGAAGCUAUUCAACCAUUAUGAGAAAUAAAUGUUUAUUCAUUACUCUGGUUCAAUUAACCAUUAAAGCUGCGAUGCAGAAAUAAAAAGUUAUUUCUAGAUCUAGUUUUGUUUGGUUGGUACACAGUAGUUGAAGUCAACUGUACUUGUGGUUAAUAUGAAUAUGACUGAAUCAAACACUCAAGGUUCAAGUUGGGAGAUCAAUCCAAAUAGUUCUAAAUGGCUGGCAGAAAAUCUUAAGGAGAUGGACCAGAGUGUAAGGCGGAUGCUAAAUCUGAUCGAAGAAGAUGGUUCUUUGACACUGAAUGUUGAAAUGUACUUCCAGAGAAAAUCAGAGUUGAUUAUUAAUGUGAAAGAGUUUCACCAACUGUAUCGAUCAUUGGCUGAGCGCUAUGAUCAUGUGACAAAAGAAUCAUAUAAAAGUAUAUCAUCUGAUCACCAAAUGCAAGGCUCUGGAAAUUCCGAGUCAGGAUAUGAUCAAGACUCUCCACUGUUAACUCCUGAUGUUAAAGUUGGUUUGAACAAAUCUGGUCAUCUUGCUGCUGGCUUGGAUACAUCUCCAAGCUCCCCUGGUGGUGGCUCAGUUUUUUCUUUAAAGGAGGGGAAUGAAUCAUCCUCAUCAUCAUCAGACUCUGAGUCAGAAUCUUUUGUCAACAAUUACUUGCGAACGCCUCUGAUCAUCAGUAGCCAGUCACUGCAGCAGAAGACUAUUGAGCUGGAAAAUGAACUUUCUGCUUUGAAAGACAAGCUACAAACAAGAGAAGCUGAUCUUGAAGCUGAGAGAAAACGAGUAUUGGUUUUGCAAAAGCAGAUUUUUGAGAUGGAGACUCGAGUUUCAGAUACAGAUUAUAAGAGUGGGAUGUUAGAGGAAGAGUUGGAAGUAAGUAGAAAUAUGCUUAAGGGGUCAGUUAAAGAGAUUGCCAAGCUGAAACAUUUACUUAAUGAGAGAGAAUCUGAAGGUCAUCAGUUGCAACAUCAGCUUGAGUCAGCUCAAGAAGACAUAACAACUUUUAAAGUGCAGCUUGAUUCAGAGAGAAGACUUGUUUCUGAACUGGAGGAGAGGAUUGUAAGGUACAAUGCCGAUGUAUCUGACCGUGAACUCAUGGUGAGGGAACUAGAAGUUGCAUUACAUGAUGCUGAGCAACAAUUUUCUCAAGAGAAAGCAGAGUUGGAAGCUGAAGUUUUAAGUUUGACUGAGAGACAAGCCCUUCUUGAUAGGAAACUUAAAGAGAGGGAAUUGAGGAUCAAGGAGUUAGAAGAAAAUAUACUGAUUUCUAAAGUUGAGAAGAUUGAAAUGCAAAGAGUGCGUGUUGCAGAAGAGAUGGCUUUGAAGACUGAGAACAAUCAGCUGCUGGUAGAGCUUUCUGAGCGAAGAGAACAUAUUGAAGUUUUGAACAAAGAAUUCGACAAAUUUAAACUGAAGUAUGACAUGUUAGUGGCAGAAAAGGAUGGCUUAACUGCUAAAGCUGACACACUCAUUGCGAAUGUGAGUACCCGGGACAAUCAGAUUCAGGCAAUGGAGACGCACCAGUGUCAGCUUCGCAAAGAACGAGAGGAGUUGACUGAUGAGUACCAAAAUGCACAAAAACUUAUUGAUGAGCUGAAACUAAGGGUAGAUGAGCUGCAAAAUGAGGUUGAUAGGCAGAGAGUGUUGAUCUCUGAUGGAGCUGAGGAGAAAAGAGAGGCGAUAAGGCAGCUAUGUUUUUCGCUGGAGCAUUAUAGAAGCGGAUAUCAAGAACUUCGUCAAGCCUUUGUUGGACACAGGCAGAAUGCUGUUAUGGCUGCAUAAUAUGUGAUGUUGGAAGUUUCUAUGUGAUGUUCAUCUUUGCAUGGUUUGUUUUGUUCUAGGUUUGGAAAUCCUUUAUAUUUGUUCAAUUUGAACCUUUUGAUUUUUGUUUGAUAUGGUUUAAUGUUUAUGUUUAGUAAAUAGUGUGUAAGAGACUGGGAAGGAGCAAAAUGUAGCUAAGUAAUUUUAUUCAUUUUAUAUUUCUUACUUUAAAUCAUUCAUUGAUA
Molecule: messenger RNA, 2234 nt
Organism: Cannabis sativa
Lineage: Eukaryota; Viridiplantae; Streptophyta; Magnoliopsida; Rosales; Cannabaceae
Product: protein NETWORKED 4A
Exons: 3
Coding region: 379-2010 (543 amino acids)
Cellular component (GO): vacuolar membrane
Molecular function (GO): actin binding
Source: RefSeq, a predicted model, not a curated record